GCGGGAUCGUGCAUUUUUCCGGGCCAGGCAGGUGCCUUCGCUGCUUGGCCCAGUGACCGUCUGGCGACCAGAUUUGGCUCAGGAAUCGAAGGAGAAACGCGGUUUGGAGCGUGACCCAAGGGAGCGAGGGUCUCCCCUGCAGGAGCGCGGGCCGUGGUGCGAUGCCAGGUGGCAGCGGGGUGCGCCCCGGCCCUCCCCGACUUGGCCACCUGGACGCUCCGGAGGCUCCAGGUGGUGUCGCGGCUGGGGACACAUGGCCAGUCCACGGCGGGGCGCAGCUCGGGAGGCCCUGGCAUUCCGAGAAUGGGGCAGAGAGGGCCGGGGACAGUCUCCACGCCAGGAGGAGACGCCGAGAAGCCGAGGCAGUGCGAAUCCCAAGCUCAUGAUUUUAGUAGCAAGAUUGAACAGCACACCAGCACGUGAGCCCCAGAAGGGAGGUCCCAGGAUUGCGUCCCUCACCACUGUGCCUGCAGCCCUGGAACAGCUUCUGUCACCGGAGCACUCUUGAUAAAUACUUAGUGACCACAUGGAUGUCCAAGUAGAACUGACAAUCGUGAACCUUGGAGGCUGAGAAAUGCUUUGCCUCGUCCUGGAAAUGGAAAUUAUGCAGAAAACUGGAACAAGUCGCCUGGUUGGCGCUCUGGAUGCCGUGCUAGAUUCCAGUGCACGGGUGGCUCCAUUUCGAAUCCUGCUUCAAGUUCCCGGGUCCCAGGUUUAUUCUCCCAUAGCAUGUGGUGAGUUACUGAGUGGACCAGACGUUUACUGGGCCAUAGCCACGGGUGCAACGUUAGAGGAAAUAAACGAGCAUUGGGACUGGCUGGAACAAAAUCUCCUCCACACCUUGUCUGUCUUUGACAACAAAGAGGACAUUGCCAGCUUUGUCAAGGGGAAGGUGAAGGGUCUCAUUGCGGAGGAGACGAGCAGCAGGCUUGCCGAGCAGGAAGAAGACCCUGAGAAGUUCCGAGAGGCCCUGGUCAAGUUCGAGGCCAGAUUCAACUUUCCGGAGGCAGAGAAGCUGAUCACCUAUUACUCCUGCUGCUGCUGGAAGGGCAGGGUUCCCCGCCAGGGCUGGCUGUACCUCAGCAUCAAUCAUCUCUGCUUCUACUCCUUCUUCCUGGGCAAGGAACUUAAACUUGUAGUCCCUUGGGUUGAUAUCCAGAAGCUGGAAAAAACGUCCAACGUCUUUCUGACGGCCACCAUCCGAAUCACCACGCACAGCAAGGAGCGUGACUUCUCCAUGUUCUUGAACCUCGAAGAGGUGUUUAAGAUCAUGGAGCAGCUGGCCGACGUGACACUGCGAAGGCUGCUGGACAACGAGGGCUUUGACCUGGACCCAGAUCUGCAGGAGCCGAGCCAGAUCACCAAGAGGCACCUGGAAGCCAGAGCGCAGAAUGAGUUCUUCAGGGCGUUCUUCAGGUUGCCGAGGCAGGAGAAGCUGCAUGCGGUCGUGGACUGUUCCCUUUGGACGCCCUUCAGUCGCUGUCACACCGUUGGGCGGAUGUUCGCCACAGAUAGUUACAUCUGCUUUGCCAGCAAGGAAGACGGCUGCUGCAACGUCAUCCUCCCGCUCAGAGAGGUGGUGAGCAUCGAGAAGAUGGAGGACACGAGUCUGCUGCCGAAUCCCAUCAUCGUCAGCAUCCGGAGUAAGAUGGCCUUCCAGUUCAUCGAGCUCAAGGACAGAGACGACCUGGUGGAGCGUCUGCUCGUGCGGCUGAAGCAGGUGCACGCCGACCGCCCCGUGCAUUACGACUCCUCACAGGACGACGACAUGAUGUCACCGGUGUUUCAUUCAACAAGCAUGUGCAGUGACCACAAGUUUGGGGAUCUUGAAAUGGUGUCUUCUCAAAAUAGCGAGGAAAGUGAAAAAGAAAGGAGCCUGCGGCUGCCCCCCGAGGCCCUGAGGGCUGUCUUCCAGCAAUCGAGCAUCCAGAGCCCCGACUCGCGAAUGUCCAGAGAACAGAUCAAAACAAGCCUGUGGAAUGACCACUUUGUGGAAUAUGGCAGAACGGUGUGUAUGUUUCGCACAGAGAAGAUCCGGAAGCUUGUGGCCAUGGGGAUCCCUGAGUCGCUACGUGGCCGACUCUGGCUCCUUUUCUCAGAUGCCGUCACCGAUCUCGCCUCGCAUCCCGGUUACUAUGGUAACCUGGUGGAGGAGUCCAUGGGAAAAUCUUGCCUGGUGACAGAGGAGAUAGAACGGGACUUGCACCGUUCCUUACCGGAGCACCCCGCCUUCCAAAACGAAACGGGAAUCGCUGCGUUGAGGAGAGUUCUGACGGCCUACGCCCACCGGAACCCCAAAAUCGGGUACUGCCAGUCCAUGAACAUCCUGACGUCCGUCUUGCUGCUGUACGCCAAGGAGGAGGAAGCCUUCUGGCUGCUGGUCGCUGUGUGUGAGCGGAUGCUCCCAGACUACUUCAACCACCGGGUCAUCGGGGCCCAAGUGGACCAGUCUGUGUUUGAGGAGCUCAUCAAGGAACACCUCCCCGAGCUGGCGGAGCACCUGAACGACCCCUCAGCCCUGGCGUCCAUCUCUCUCUCGUGGUUCCUGACGCUGUUCCUCAGCAUUAUGCCUCUGGAGAGUGCGGUGAACGUCGUAGACUGCUUCUUCUACGAUGGGAUCAAAGCCAUCUUCCAGCUGGGGCUGGCGGUGCUGGAAGCCAACGCCGAGGACCUGUGCAGCAGCAAGGACGACGGCCAGGCCCUGAUGGUCCUCAGCAGGUUUCUAGAUCACAUUAAGAAUGAGGACAGCCCUGGACCCCGAAUUGGCAGCCACCAUGCCUUUUUCUCCGACGACCAGGAGCCCUGUCCUGUGACUGACAUUGCCGACCUGAUCCGGGACUCCUACGAGAAGUUUGGGAACCAGUCUGUGGAGCAGAUUGAGCGCAUGCGUUGUAGGCACCGGAUCAGGGUUCUCCAAGGCCACGAGGACACCACAAAGCAGAACGUGCUCCGUGUUGUCACCGCAGAAGUCUCAAUUCUUCCUGAAGACCUCGAAGAACUCUAUGAUUUAUUCAAGAGAGAACACAUGAUGAGCUGUUACUGGGAGCAGCCCCGGCCCGUGGCCCCUCGCCACGACCCCAGCAGGCCCUACGCGGAGCAGUACCGCAUAGAUGCGCGGCAGUUCACACACCUGUUUCAGCUGGUCUCUCCGUGGACCUGCGGGGCCCACACGGAGACCCUGGCGGAGAGGACGUUCAGGCUUCUGGAUGACAACAUGGACCACCUCAUCGAAUUCAAAGCGUUUGUGAGCUGUCUCGAUGUUAUGUAUAAUGGAGAAAUGAAUGAGAAAAUUAAACUGUUAUAUAGGCUUCAUAUCCCUCCAGCACUCACUGAAAAUGACCGAGACAGCCAGUCACCAUUAAAGAAUCCUCUGCUGUCAACAUCAAGACCACUGGUUUUUGGGAAAUCAAAUGGCGAUACAACUGAUUAUCAGAAACAGCUGAAGCAGAUGAUUAAGGAUUUAGCCAAAGAAAAAGAUAAAGGAGAGACCGAGUUGCCCAAAAUGAGUCAGAGAGAAUUUAUCCAGUUCUGUAAAACUUUAUACAGUAUGUUCCAUGAAGAUCCAGAAGAAAAUGAUCUGUAUCAGGCCAUUGCCACAGUAACCACUCUGCUACUGCAGAUCGGGGAAGUGGGGCAGCGAAGUAACAGUUCUGGAAGCUUCUCCCAGGAAGGUGGGGGGGAGCUGCAGGCUGCAUCGUUGUCUCCUGAGCAGGACUCGGUUUUUGCAGACACAGACACUGAGACUACACCCCAGGACUCCGGGGCACUUCCUGAAGAGGCAGAAGGGGACUGGACUGUCUCCCUCGAACAUAUUUUAGCUUCACUUCUGACUGAACAGUCAUUAGUCAACUUUUUUGAAAAGCCAUUGGACAUUAAAUCCAAACUUGAAAAUGCCAAGAUCAAUCAGUACAAUCUGAAAACUUUUGAAAUGAGCAGCCAGUCACAGCCUGAACUCAAGCAGGAUAGCUGUUUGCUGAGGAGACGAGCCUGCCAUACCAAAGCUCGGACGACAGCCUCGUGGGUGGUCAGCCCAUAAACUCAGACGUCAGUCUAAUUCCCUUUGAGUAUACUUCUCGUGCUAGGUAUCCAGGUAAGCGACACCCUGACAGCCCCAGCUGUGGUCGGGGGAGCUGAUGCAACCCUCAGACACUUCUAUUUAUUCUUGGAGAAUUCCCAGUUUCACUUUGAUCAGAUCUGCUGAAAUGGGCACUUCUGCUGUGAUUGUUCUCAGAUGAACAAGAGCCCCGUGUAUCAUGCUAACCCAGAGCCAAGAGGCGCCCCAGCGCACGUUUUUCACCUGGAUACUGGGAGGUCAGGAAUGAAGUUCACUUUCAAGAUCCAAGAGCCACUAUCUGUGCAAUUGUGUUUGGCUUCUUUUUGCACUAAUUUUGUUUCAAUGCUGGUAAUUGAAACCAUUUUAAUAUAUUUGAUUGUAUUCACUUUGUCCUUACAAAAAUGUUGUGUACAAACCAUGCUUUCAAUGUUGGCCUCCACGUUUUUUAAUAAGAAAUUUUUGUAUUGACUUUGGUCCUUGUUUAUACCUGAUACUUAUUUGAGUGACUAAGGCCUGGAUUGUGCCAGUGAACAGAUGAGCUGGAGCUGUCCCCUCUCCUUCCUUCCCCCUCCCCGGGCUGUGCACUGCCACCGCUGCCACCACCAGGGCUUCAGCAAUGAGCCACAGGGUGUAAACACUAAUGUAAUAGGCACCUUGCUUUCAGGCUGAAUUCAGCAGAUUUUGGAUUGUGUAAGCUUUACUUCUGAGCUUUAGCUCCAUGUAAACUGGGACUGAAAAUGCCUCA
Messenger RNA from Rhinolophus ferrumequinum (greater horseshoe bat), 4799 nucleotides. It is a transcript of the gene TBC1D8, whose product is annotated as TBC1 domain family member 8. The coding region runs from base 575 to 4036 and encodes 1153 amino acids. Gene Ontology annotation, molecular function: calcium ion binding. The record is from RefSeq and is a predicted model, not a curated record. Lineage: Eukaryota; Metazoa; Chordata; Mammalia; Chiroptera; Rhinolophidae. The transcript is spliced from 21 exons.